AUGAACGAGAGAGCGGCGAAUUGGGUGAACAAUCAGGACUUUGACAACGCAUCAAUGUCGAGUGAACACACAAAAUGGGCGUCAAACUCGGAUUUUACAUCUGUAUCGAAGAUGAACAACAAUCAACGAGGGAACAACCAGAGAAAGCCCAAUCAGUCCAAGAACAACAACCAACACGGAAACAAGAAUCAAAACAACCAAAAUCGCCAGAAUAAUCAAAAUCGCCAAAACAACAACAAGCAAUCGCAGGUUGAUCAGACUGAAAUGAUGGCGAAGAUGAUGCAAGGAAUGAUGUCGGGAAUGAUGCAGGGUGUGAUGCAGUCUCAGGUCCAGCAACAACAGCAACAAGCCCCUCAAGUUCUCAACGUGAAUGUUAACCAGAGCCAGGGUCGACCAAAGGGACCGCCUAAAUCCAACCACCAAAACUCGAAGCCAAACAACCAGCAGAACAACCAGCAAAAGAAGCAAAAUAACAACUCCAAGCCACCACAGAAGCAAAACUUCCAGCUGAACAAUCUCAAGAACAACAAUCAGAAAAACAACAAUACUCAUCACAAGCCGCAACAAAAGAGCAUCAACCAGCCACCCAAAAGCGGAAAAUCCAACAGCUCCAGCGGCUACAACUCGAAGCCCCAGUCGAACAACAGCAAGGGAGGAAACAACAAUGGGAACAAAAACUACCAGAAAAAUCAAGGAGGAUGCAGCACUCACAAAGGCUCGAAGAAUUUUGCAGGACCUGUAAAUAACAACGGGCCUGUCAAUGCUGGAAAAGUUACCAUUGUUCACCACCAUCAUUAUAAAGGGGAUAAAAAAUAA
Molecule: messenger RNA, 816 nt
Organism: Oikopleura dioica
Lineage: Eukaryota; Metazoa; Chordata; Appendicularia; Copelata; Oikopleuridae
Source: the annotation of a GenBank genome assembly